Messenger RNA from Liolophura sinensis, 1075 nucleotides. Its product is annotated as M-phase inducer phosphatase 1-B-like. The transcript has 7 exons. The record is from RefSeq and is a predicted model, not a curated record. Gene Ontology annotation, biological process: positive regulation of G2/MI transition of meiotic cell cycle; protein dephosphorylation; G2/M transition of mitotic cell cycle. Bases 62 to 1012 code for a protein of 316 amino acids. Gene Ontology annotation, molecular function: protein tyrosine phosphatase activity. Lineage: Eukaryota; Metazoa; Mollusca; Polyplacophora; Chitonida; Chitonidae. Gene Ontology annotation, cellular component: cytoplasm; nucleus.
CAGACGAGUUGCUGUUCCCGGCUAUUUGACCGCUUCGCCCAGCCUUAUAAAGCCUGCUAGAAUGCUUCUCACGUCAACGCCCGUAAAACGGCCGAAGAUGAAACUUUCAUUUCCUCUGUCUCCGUUUGUGACUAAAGAUACAACAUCCAACGACGGAGAUGGGUCGUUCUAUAACACAGAGAAACCCUAUUGGAUCGUUGGCCCGGUGGUGUCUAUGGUGCAGUACCCACGCCUGGAAGUAGACUCUCCUGUGGCUGGACCGGUCCAUGACCAAGCCGCAUCCAAUGUUACGCCAAAAGAAUCCAAUAGCCAAUGGAAAUCUUCUCCCCACUUCGGUGGACCAUUCAGCCUGGGGUCAUCACCAAUGAAGACACAUAUCGACGCUGCUGUGGCACGAGCGGACAGUAACCCGGAUCUGAUCGGAGACGGCACAUUCACGUUCUGCUUGCCGACGGUACCGGGAAAGCACCAGGAUCUCAAAUCGAUCACAUCGGAAACCCUGACCAAGGUGAUCAACCACGAGUAUGAUCACAUCCUAGAGAAGUACGUGAUCAUCGACUGCCGUUACCCGUACGAGUAUGAUGGCGGCCAUAUCCAGGGCUCUGAGAACGUGUACACCAGAGACGCCCUGAUUGAAAGAUUUAUUAAAGGCGCUGCUCUAUCCAAAACUGAAGGACGACGAAAAGUUCUGAUUUUCCAUUGUGAAUUCUCCACAGAACGAGCACCAAAGCUGUUGAGAUAUUUGAGAAACCAGGAUCGAGAACAUAACGUGACCAGGUAUCCAUCCUUGUACUACCCGGAAGUGUAUGUUUUACUCGACGGCUACAAGGCAUUCUUCUAUUCUCACAAGGAGCUCUGCACACCCCAGUCAUACCAACCAAUGAAUGACGAGCUUUUCGAGGAAGAACUGUGGAAAUUCCGGAACGAGGCCAAACACUGGUCUGGGGAUAAAAAUAAACGAGGGCUGAUAAAAACCCGUCUGUCAGCACUGAAGGCUGUUUACACCUGUUGAUGACGUCACUUGGAAUUGAGUGAUGUCACGCUUUAAUGUUGACCUUCUUUUCAGUUAUUAAAG